Molecule: messenger RNA, 2223 nt
Organism: Cetraspora pellucida
Lineage: Eukaryota; Fungi; Glomeromycota; Glomeromycetes; Diversisporales; Gigasporaceae
Source: the annotation of a GenBank genome assembly
AUGGAAACGCGUGAAAGUAUAUUAGCCACCUAUGGCAUUCCAAUGCCACUUUCACGAACUUCACGAAAUUCAAACGGAGGUCCUCCUAAUCGAAGAGCUACGUCAGGUACCACUGAUAGUCGUACUAGCAAACGAUAUUCUAUGACUAUGCUCUACUCAAUGGCCGCUGAACAAGAUGUUGAAGUUGAAGAUGAUUUGGCCAAAGACGUUCGAUAUUUGGACUCUCGGAUAGCGUUAUUAAUUCAAAAUCGCAUGGCGUUAGAUGAGAAGCAGGAGGUGGAAAGUCAUCUUGAAGACAUAGAGCCAUUAGAUGGAUUUUUUCCAGAUGAUCGUAAAUUACAACAAUACGGAAAUUUAUUUUUUCUCCUUCAGACGGAACCGCGUCACAUUGCUAAUCUAUGUCGCCAUGUUAGUCUCACCGAAAUCGAUACCUUACUACAGACGGUAAUGUUUACGCUGUAUGGGAAUCAAUAUGAGAGUAGAGAAGAACAUUUACUGUUGACGAUGUUUCAGUCGGUGCUUUCCAAUCAAUUUGAGCAGAUAAGCGAUUUCAAUUCGUUACUUCGAGCAAAUACCCCUGUCUCUCGUAUGAUGACAACGUAUACCCGUCGGGGUCCUGGUCAGAGUUAUUUAAAGUCAGUGCUAUCAGAACGAAUUAAUAAUCUGAUAGAACACAAAGAUUUGAACCUUGAAAUAAAUCCUCUAAAAGUUUAUGAACAAAUGAUAAAAAAAUACGAAGAAGAAAAUAAACCAUUACCUGAUAAUCUUCUUCCCAGUGUAACGUCAGAAGUUGCUGCUGCAAAUCCCGAUGUGCAGGCUAUUAUAGCCCCACGAAUAAAAAUGUUAAUGGAGAUUGCAAAUUCUUUCCUCCAAACAAUAAUGGACUCUAUCGAACAGACUCCUUAUGAAUAUGCCAUCUGCACAUUAAUCGGUGGAUUUUUCUUCCUCCGGUUUGUGAAUCCGGCAAUUGUUACUCCGCAAGCAUAUAUGCUAGUAGAAGGUAUACCGGGGAAGUACCCACGACGGACAUUGACUCUGAUUGCAAAAGUAUUACAAAAUCUUGUAAACAAACCAACUUAUUUGAAAGAAGAAUACAUGAUUAUGUUAAAUCCUUUUGUUGAAAGUAAUAAACAAAGACUAAAUAAGUUUUUAAUGGAACUAUGUGAGAUGGAUCAAUACAUGGCUCUUUCAAAAAAAGAUCUGGUUAUUAACAUAACGCUGAAUGAAAUUUACAAUACACAUGCUUUACUUGUACAACACCAGGAAGAACUGGCUGCUUCAGAAAAAAGUCACCUGCGAAUGCUUUUGGAAGAAGUAGGUCCAGCACCACCUCAAGUUUCUAGAAAAGAAAAUAAGACAGUAGAGCUCCCUCUGUUUAGUCGAUGGGAAACUCCUAUACAAGACCUUGCCACAGCUCUUUUAUAUGAUAAUAGUGUAACACAAAAUGAUAUUUUAUAUAUGGAAACUAAAUCUAUAUUUGUGCAAAUUAUUCGUUCCACCCCAAAAAUGACUGAACAGCGAUCAAUAAAUCUUCACCAGAUUGCCGAGACAGCAGCAACUAGCAAAGACGCUACUUUGGUUCGUAAAGGUAUCAAAGUAAAAGACAUGCUUCGUGAGCUUGAAGAUGCAUCUGUCAUAGAUCCUAAAGAUGGGUACCGACUCAUGACAGAAGAAGUCACCCAAGAAUUAGCACAUCUUGGUAAUCUACGUGAAAAAGUCACUAAUGAGAUUCAAUCACUUGAAUCUGUAUAUAAGACUAUAUGUGAUCAUAAUAAUUAUCUUCGAAGUCAGUUAGAUAGUUAUAAAGCUUAUUUACAAAAUGUUAGACAGCAAACUGUAAAAGAUAGUGCUGGUGGUUUUGGAUCAAGCAUUAUUAAAGUAGGAGAUAAAGAAAAGAAACCUACAAAACACAAAGCUUUGGGUCCAUAUAAAUUUACACAUACUCAAUUAGAGAGAGAUGGAAUUAUUGUGGAAAGCAAUGUUCCAGAAAAUCGACGGCAGAAUAUUUUCUUUGUUAUCACUUCGCCAAUUCCGGGUACAUUCAUCAUCGCACUUCAUUACAAAGGGCGUGACGCUGCCAUUUUAGAAAUGGAUCUCAAGUUAGAUGAUCUACUAGAAAAGCAACAAGAUAAUGUUGUGUCUUUGGACCUCGAAUAUGUACAGCUUAACGUGAGCAAAAUAUUAUCUUUGCUCAACAAGACAUUUGCGAAGCGAAAGACGUAG